GGUUGCGGUGAGGCUGCGCGAGGCUGGACGAGGCUGGGCGGAGCAUGGUGAGGGUGCACAGUGACAGCGACAGGCUGGGUGAAGCUGCGGGAGCAACGAGGAGCCUGCGGCCAUACAAGAGCGAAGGGGAGAAGGCGGGGAACGCGAGGCGGGGCGAAGAGGAGGACAGACAGACCGUGAUCACGAGUCUUCGAGCCCGCCCAGUGCGUGUGCGCAACAGCCUAGCCGCGCGCAGCUGCGCUUUUCUCCACUGCCGGCUUCUCGGAGAACCAGGAUCUUGUGCUGUGAAGAUGUUUCCAAAGUGCCUCUUGUUAACCAGCAGCUCAGACCCACAAGGCCUGGGAAAAGAAGACUGCUAGGUUGUGGAAGGGUGGUCUUGUCCUGUUCAGUAACUCCCUGCACUGUGGACCUGGGACAGACUUGGUAUUCUCCAUGGCACACCGACUGCCCAUCCGUCUACUCACCUGGGAUGUGAAGGACACGCUGCUCAGGCUCCGCCGCCCUGUAGGGGAGGAAUAUGCUGCCAAGGCCCGGGCACACGGGCUGGAGGUGGAGGCCACAGCUCUGGAACAAGCCUUUGGGCAAGUAUACAAGGCUCAGAACCACAGGUUCCCCACCUAUGGCCUGAGUCGUGGCCUCACCUCCCGCCAGUGGUGGCAGGACGUGGUCCUGCAGACCUUCCAAAUGGCAGGUGUCCCAGAUGCCCAGGCAGUAGCCACCAUCGCUGACCAGCUGUACGAGGACUUCAGCAGUCCCUGCACCUGGCAGGUAUUGGAGGGGGCUGAGACCACCCUAAGGAGGUGCCGAAAGCGGGGUCUGCGGCUGGCAGUGAUCUCAAACUUUGACCGACGGCUAGAGGAUGUCCUGGUGGGUCUGGGCCUACGGGAACAUUUUGACUUUGUGUUGACCUCUGAGGCUGCCGGCUGGCCCAAGCCAGACCCCCGCAUUUUCCAGAAGGCCUUACAGCUUGCUCAUACAGAACCAGCCGCAGCAGCCCAUGUUGGGGACAGUUACCGCUGUGAUUACCAGGGGGCUCGGGUUGUAGGCAUGAACAGUUUCCUGGUGGUUGGUCCAGAGCCUCUGGACCCCAUGAUCAGAGAUUCUGUACCUGAAGAACAUAUUCUCCACUCACUCUCCGAUCUCCUGCCUGCCCUUGACCAGGGUUCAGCUCCUGGGCCAUGAGUCUGGGGAGGAAGUUGGCUGGGCCUAAACAAACACCAUAUGUGGACUGGGCCCCUCCCUGUGCAGCCAUAUAACUUGUUCUGAUUAUAAAGGAGUGAGGGCUGAGCUUGGAGUCUUGCCCCACUAACCAGCCACAUGUCUCUGAGCUUGCUCGUUCUCAUUCACACCUGUGGCCCUUUCCUACCAUGAGCCUCCCUCACCUCACCCACGUUCACUUUUGAGGGCUAGGC
Molecule: messenger RNA, 1412 nt
Organism: Fukomys damarensis (Damara mole-rat)
Lineage: Eukaryota; Metazoa; Chordata; Mammalia; Rodentia; Bathyergidae
Gene: Hdhd3
Product: haloacid dehalogenase like hydrolase domain containing 3
Exons: 2
Coding region: 433-1182 (249 amino acids)
Source: RefSeq, a predicted model, not a curated record